AUGGAUGAACAGACGCUCGUGUCUCCCAGAAUUCCCUAUCGUACCAGCGGUCAUAUUUUAUUCACAAUGCAAAUGGAAGAAUCAAUAGAUUUACGUGCUGAUAACAUCUGCGGUACUAAGGCUGCGUAUCGAUCUCGAAUUCACCUAUUUCUACUUCCUUUUUUAAUUUCUAAUUUUUUUCUUUCAUCUGUCUUUCUUUCUCUUUUCUUCACAAUUCUGUUUUCUUCUCUUUCCUUUACGAUCCCGUCUUUUUCUUUUCUUCACGAUUCACUCUUUCUCUUUCGCUUUUCUUCACGAUUCUGUGUUUCUCUUUUCUUCACGAUUCACUCUUUCUCUUUCGCUUUUCUUCACGAUUCACUCUUUCUAUUUUCUUCACGAUUCACUCUUUCUAUUUUCUUCACGAUUCACUCUUUCUCUUUCGCUUUUCUUCACGAUUCACUCUUUCUAUUUUCUUCACGAUUCACUCUUUCUAUUUUCUUCACGAUUCACUCUUUCUCUUUCGCUUUUCUUCACGAUUCACUCUUUCUCUUUUCUUCACGAAUCCAUCAAUCUUUCUAUUUUCUACACGAUUCUGUCUUUCUAUUUUCUCCACAAUUCUGUUUUCUUCUCUUUCCUUUACGGUCCCGUCUUUUUCUUUUCUUCACGAUUCUGUGUUUCUCUCUCUUUUCUUCACGAUUCACUCUUUCUCAUUCGCUUUUCUUCACGAUUCUGACUUUCCCUCCAUUUUCUUCACGAUUCUGA
This is a messenger RNA of Acanthosepion pharaonis, 741 nucleotides long. Lineage: Eukaryota; Metazoa; Mollusca; Cephalopoda; Sepiida; Sepiidae. The record is from the annotation of a GenBank genome assembly.